Physella acuta is the source of this 1675-nucleotide messenger RNA. Its product is annotated as C-type lectin BML-2-like. The record is from RefSeq and is a predicted model, not a curated record. NCBI's taxonomy places the organism in Eukaryota, Metazoa, Mollusca, Gastropoda, Physidae.
UGUGUAUACAGUUACUUACAAGCUUAUCUGACGGAUAAUUGUUGGACACAACAUCAACAAACGGUCAAAAAAAUCCGCACCAUGAUGAGGAUUUGUACUGUUUCAUUACUGGUCUGUAUCGCGCAAGUUGUCUAUUCGCAAGGGACGUGUAUCAGCCCCACGUCCGUUGUGUUUGAGAACAAGUGCUUUGAGGUGUUCGAGACUCCAUCGACAUGGCAGGAAGCGGAGAAAAACUGCUCAAUGUUUACCGCAAGACGGACACUGGCCAAAGUUUCUUCGGAGGCUGAAUUGUCUUUUUUAUUCUCUCUAAAACCAAACGUUUCUGAAGGCAUGUGGAUUGGAGGCAGUAACACGACAAAUGAAGGUAAAUGGAUGUGGACGGAUGGAACGACUGCAAAUUUAAGCUCCUUGUGGGGCCCGCAUGAACCUAAUAACGAAAAGGGAAAUGAAUACUGUCUUGAGAUAUAUUUCAAAGAGGGAAUGUUAAACGACGAAUCUUGCGAUGGACUGCGUCCAUUUGUUUGCAUGGAAAUGAUUGGUUAGUAUUAUUGAUUCACGUUUUUCUAUUAUUUUAAUAUUAUUUCUAGAGAAUAUUUUAUACAAAUAAUUUCUUAGGUUUUUUUUUAAGUUAGUAAUGCCAGCUUACUUAUUUUUCCUUUGUUAAACGUAAAAAAAUGAAAAGAUAAGAAAUGCUUAUCAUUACUGGUUAUAAUAUAUGAAAUAUAUAAUACAAGGGAUUACAUUUAAUGUUUUUUUAACAAUCGCUCCAAGUUUAUGAAGUUUUCCAGGCUUGUUAGUUUAAAAACAGGAGGUUAUAUCACAAACAUUAACUUUAUAAUACGAUAAUUGACAUGUACUUAAUUGACGUGACCGGUAGGAGGGGCGGUCAUUCCUGUUAAAACAAUUUUUAGAACAAAACUCUUUAUUUAUUGCGGUAUGCCAGAAAAAAAUUACAGAUUUCUAGUUUUGUGGAUUUAAAAUUCUAAUUUCACAUUUUCAUUUUACAAAAUAUAUGCUAUACUUUAUAUAUACUAUAUAGUUAAAUUAUUCCUAUAGCUAAUCUUCUAUCGCUAAAGUUCCAAAACGUUCUCUACAGCCCAUUUAAAAUGUAAUGUAAACCUAAUUCUAAUUUUUCGAUCUCCUAAAAUAUAGCAUUUAAAAGUGAAAAUAUCAUAAAGCAUUAUUUUCUGCAACUUGAAUUACAGGUUGGUUUGUUUCAAACAAUUAAAAAUAAGCAUCAAACAAAAGAAAUACAAUUCUAAAUAUUAUCACAUACUUACUUAUAAUAUAGUUCAAUAUUAAUAUACCAAAUGGAACGAAUCAGAAACCUUAACUCUUCUGAAUUUCGCCGUAUAUCCGAAUUUUUAAAAAUUGAAUUAUAAUUUUCGAUUUUUCCACUGCUGUUUUUUUUUCUGAAGCUUAAAACGUAACGACACAUAAAACUGUAAAUACCGUACAAAUAUUGUCGAGGGUGGCUUUUUCUUCUCGACCUGCAUACAUUAAAAGCUACUCGCGUCACGCUCUUUACUAAGGAGCCCUUAGCGUGGACAGAUUUUUUUGUGUUUAUUUUUGUUGCUGCAAAAAAAAUCUACAAAUAAUUUCCAGAAAAUGUUUUCUGAAACUGUGAGUAUUAUUGUUUUGGUUUUUACAUUUGUUAAUGUAUACGUUUUCGUCA